Candida dubliniensis CD36 is the source of this 1125-nucleotide messenger RNA. RefSeq names its product Try2p (gene TRY2). Lineage: Eukaryota; Fungi; Ascomycota; Pichiomycetes; Serinales; Debaryomycetaceae. The transcript has a single exon. Bases 1 to 1125 code for a protein of 374 amino acids. Gene Ontology annotation, biological process: mRNA splicing, via spliceosome. Gene Ontology annotation, cellular component: U2AF complex; spliceosomal complex. Gene Ontology annotation, molecular function: pre-mRNA 3'-splice site binding; metal ion binding. The record is from RefSeq and is a predicted model, not a curated record.
AUGAACAGAUCCUCAUAUUCAUCACAAUCAGAUAAUCGAUAUCCACGAAGCCCAGUUGUAUUAUGCUCAUUUUAUUCAAGAAUUGGUGCCUGUCGACAUGGUGAAAAUUGUUCGAAAAAACACUUGAAACCAAUUUCUUCGAGGACUAUAUUACUUGCUAAUCUUUAUCAGAAUCCAAAAUUGAAUGAUGACGAGUACAGGCAUGGAAAUUACAAAGGUAAUGAAACCCUACAGUUGACAGAGAAAGAAGGUGUGACCAAGACCACCACUGAGGGUGCUUUGUCGCAGAUAGAUGACUCGCAACAUCCUGAUAGUAGCAAAGGAUUGAAUGAUGAGACAGUUGAAACACAAGAGGCAGACACUGAGAGUCAGGAAAAUAUUGGUGAAAAUGAUGAUGUUGAGAUAAAACAUAAUGAAGAUCAGAAAGGAUCGGAAAAUGCGAAAGAAUCGGACAAUAUAGAAUCUCCUAAAGAAGUCGAACGAGAUAACAAACCUCAGCAAGGAGACACUCUAGAGAAAGUAUCUGAAGAUAAUAUCAAGCAAGAAGAAAAUACACGAGAGAAAGAACUUGAGAAUGUGGAAAAAGACAAACUCCCUGAACAUCCAGCCGAAUUCAAAAUGCUGCAAACACAACACGAUUUUGAUCAAUUCUUCCAAGAUAUUUUUGUCCAUAUUUCCAAAUUUGGACAAAUCAGUGAUAUUGCUGUGUGUGAAAAUGAAAAUAAUCACCUUGCAGGAAAUGUUUAUGUCAUGUUUGAAAGUCCGGAGGAUGCAUAUAACGCCAACUUGCAAUUAAAUCAGGAAUGGUAUAAUGGAAGACCAGUUUAUAGUGAGUUGUCUCCGGUGAGUGAUUUCAAUGAGGCUUGUUGCGAAGCAUACAGUUACUACCACAACUGCGAACGUGGCGCAAUGUGCAAUUAUAUGCAUAUAAGACUACCAUCGAGGGAUCUUGAACAGUCCCUAUAUGAAUCACAAACAAAGAGCUAUAUAUUGAAGCAAUUGGAGAAACUAAAAAGAGAACUUCCGGCUGACACAAAGCCUUCUGCUAGUACCAAUGAUGAGGAGACUAAUGGGAAUGAGAAAGGAAUUUCUUCAACCAUGGCAUUGCUUGAACAGUUGUCGUGA